AUGGCUAAAAAGAAAUCUAAAAAUAAUUCCAAGAAUACUCCAACUGGACCAGACAUCCCUGUUGGCACAUCGAAUAGUAAUAUCAAUAAAUUACUUAACAAAACAAAGGGUGCUAUUCCAAGGGUUGAAUCCUUCACUAACUUGACUAAACCUGCAUUGUUUUCAAUUUAUGAUGAUGAUAUUAUUAAAAUUGAAGAUACCAUAAAUGAAGAACAAAAAGCUAAUGAUAUAGAGUUCACUAACCAUGCUAAAAAAGAUGAAGAACCUUAUAUCCCAAUGAUAAAUGAAAAUAUUUUCCUUACUGAGAAAUUUAAGAAAAAAUCUUUGACAGGUAAAAUAUUCCAUAUUAUUUUUGUUUUAUCUAUGCUUUCAUUAAGUGGUAUUUGUUACCAUGAUUUAUCAAGAAAUCUCCACGAUAAACAUUUGUUGCAUCCUGAUUUAGCCGCAAGACCGUUACUUGUAUUAACUGAAUUUACGAAGUAUAUUUCACUUGGCUUAGUUCCAGAUUGGGCUUGUUUCUCAUUGGAAGGUAUAAUAUUCGGUUUAUUAAUUCCAUUCUUAUAUACAAUCUUAAACGUUUCACCAAGAGCCCCAUCCAAUUCUUCUGUCAUUAGAAGUAUUAAUGCUAUGCUGGGUGUUAUUUUUGGUAUCAGAAGAGUUGAAUGGUCUUCUUCAUUACAGGCUUCUGGUGCUUGGGCAUUAUUAAACGUCAUUAUGUGGUUAUUCUUUGAUGGUACUUUGUCAAUGCUACUUCCUUGUUCUGGAUUAGGUAUAAUCAGUUGUAUUAUUGGUUAUCAAAACAUUGAAGAUGUUUCACAAGCUCUAUUUUUCAUGGAUUUUUAUUUCUUAGGAUUUAUGUUAUUCGGUAAAAUCGGUAUUUACUUGUUAUCUUUUUAA
Molecule: messenger RNA, 897 nt
Organism: Tetrapisispora phaffii CBS 4417
Lineage: Eukaryota; Fungi; Ascomycota; Saccharomycetes; Saccharomycetales; Saccharomycetaceae
Exons: 1
Coding region: 1-897 (298 amino acids)
Biological process (GO): sterol biosynthetic process
Cellular component (GO): endoplasmic reticulum
Source: RefSeq, a predicted model, not a curated record